Messenger RNA from Petromyzon marinus (sea lamprey), 1503 nucleotides. Its product is annotated as glycoprotein hormone beta-5. The record is from RefSeq and is a predicted model, not a curated record. Gene Ontology annotation, molecular function: hormone activity. Gene Ontology annotation, biological process: G protein-coupled receptor signaling pathway; regulation of thyroid hormone receptor signaling pathway. Lineage: Eukaryota; Metazoa; Chordata; Hyperoartia; Petromyzontiformes; Petromyzontidae. Gene Ontology annotation, cellular component: extracellular region; cytoplasm.
CUCCCUCCCUCCAGCCAGCAAAACUUUUUUGUUUAAAUAAAUAUAUAACCUUCACCGCGCGGCCAAAUGAUGGCUGAUGACUCCUUCCAUCGCGGUCACCUCCCACCUCCCGCAGCCAUGCAGCUCGACUCCGGCUCCGGCUUGCGGGGCGCCUCGUUCCUGCUGGGCGUCGCCCUGGCCUGCUGCUGCUGCUGCUGCCGCUGCUGCAGCUGCUCGGCCGUGCCGGGCGUCGUGGCGGGCGCCUUGCAGCAGCAGCAACAGGGCGCGGCGACCCGCACACUGCGCCUCGACUCGUUCGUGGGCUGCGCCGUGCGGGAGUUCACGUUCGUGGCGCGCAAACCCGGCUGCCGCGGCGCGCGUGUCACCACGGACGCGUGCUGGGGCCGCUGCCAGACAUGGGAGAAGCCGACGCUGGAGCCCCCGCACGUGGAGGCGCACCACCGCGUGUGCUCCUACAACGAGACGCGCGCGGGCAGCGUGCGCCUCCCGGGCUGCGCGCCCCACGUGGACCCCGUGUUCAGCUUCCCAGUGGCGCUCAGCUGCGUCUGCAAGAUGUGCUCCACGGACGACACCGAGUGCGAGACCUACUGACGCUGCCGCUGGCGCCGCGACGCGGUGGCAAUCCACUGCUGGACGAGGGCCCUCCCCGGCGCCGUGCGUCUCUAAUCGUCGCGGGGGGUUGCCCGUGACGGCGGCCAGACGUGGGAGCGUAGAAUCGCAGUACAACAAUGGAUUUUUUUUGUUGUUGUUGUUGCUGCAACUGACUUUUUGCUGCCGGCAACAUAGCCCCGUGGUCGCCUGUGACUACCGUGUGUUGCGCACGGUGGACACCCAGCCAAGUAUCACCCCGGCUCAACGCCUGCUUAGCUUCCGGGAUCUGACGAGAUGGGGUGCAUUGCGAGUGAGCAGGUCAGGGGUCAUCACUCGCCAAAGCCCUUGGUGGACCCGUGGGAGCCUCAUCUUGUCUCAAAACUCUUUCUUAUCGGAAUGGUCCUGCUACAUUUGGAUGUUUUGUCAAUUCCAUCCUUAACGAGAGUUCGACAUCGCGUGGCGAGGACACCUAUAUAUAUAGGUCCGCACAGAUGCAUUCUAGAACGUAUCGCUAUACAGACAUCUCCAGGCCGCCUCGCAGGCCAAGCCUGCAACGCCUGUUAUUCCCAAGCAUGCUCCCAGCCCAGGACUAAUCCGGCUAACCACGCGAGAUCUCGCGAGGUCGGGGCGCACGAAGAGCGAUUUGGUCGCGCAGGGGAGCUGGGACUGACACGGCAAUGGGGCGCCGGCGAGGGUCCACGCGGACCGAAGAAGCGUGCGUGGGAAUCUAUGAGCCGAAACGCCGGGACGUGCUGCGCUCGACGGGAGAUGGUUGCAGAGAGACGGGCGAGAGAGAGAGAGCGCGCGAGAGCGAUGGGAGAGCGCGCGACAUGGGACGAGAGGGCGAUGAGCGAGACACGGAGGAUAUAAAUUAUUGGCGACGCGUUAACGAGAGGAGCCACUCUCGAUCAC